AUAUUAAUGUCUUCACGGCAUAGCAAAAAGAAUCGUCGCGACGAAACGCCGCUUGUAAAACUAUCAAAAUCCCUAGCAUAUGUCCUUCGUCACCAUGCUAAAGACGAAGGUCUAGAUAUUCGUGAGGACGGAUACGUCAAAUUAGAUGAUUUGUUAAGAUUACCGAGAUUCAAAAAAACGACUUUUGAAGACAUUAAAUUCGUUGUUGAUAAUAGUGAUAAGAAGCGGUACACUCUGAUACAAGAAACAUCAGAUGAUGGUGUUUCUUCAUGGUGGAUACGAGCAAAUCAAGGACAUAAACUCGAAGAAAUCACGGAUUCUUUGCAAUUUCCUGAAGUAAUACAUGGAACAUAUUUACGCCAUUGGAAAAAUAUAGAAUCACAAGGCCUUUCAAAGAUGAGUCGCAAUCACAUUCACCUUGCUACUGGGCUAUUUGGAACCGAAGGCGUUAUAAGUGGCAUGAGAGCAAAUUGUGACUUGUUUAUAUAUAUCAAUCUUUCAAAGGCUAUUGAAG
Molecule: messenger RNA, 514 nt
Organism: Dentiscutata heterogama
Lineage: Eukaryota; Fungi; Glomeromycota; Glomeromycetes; Diversisporales; Gigasporaceae
Source: the annotation of a GenBank genome assembly